CUUGGGGUAUUGUCUACAGACCGCAAGGAGAGAUGGUGAGCUGCCGGAACAAGGAGGAGUGAGGGCCUAAAAAAGAGUUUGGGUGCGGACCAUGUUCUCUGCGUGCCAUGGCCCGCUCCCUCAUCAAGUCUUGCGGGACCCCAUCAGGACCAGUGUUCCGCCGCGCGCGCGUGAGUGUUCGCCCCGUCGAAGGCGCCAGAGCGCAUGCCCAGAGCAGCGGGCAUUGUCACGUGCGUCCCCCUCGCGCGGAUUGGCCCCCUGCUAGAGAGCUCCAGGGGGAUUGGCUAGAACGGUCGGGGCGGUGGCUGCGGCUCGCGGAGAGAGGCUGCGUUGGCUCGGCGGCUGUGGGAAAGAGAGCAGGUGGGUCCCGGCGGCCCCCGCCCCUUACUGGCCCCGGCCCGCCCUCGGCCACCGAUCCCGGGCCCUCGGGAGCUGCCCCUCUCUCCUGGCCCGAGGCGGGUGGGAGUCGGCGCGCCUGGAGCCUCGGUGGCCCCGCCCCCAGGCCACCCGAGCCAGCCCGCAGCCCCUCUCGGAUGGAGGUCCUUGACGAGUUCGACAGCGAGUUCUCCCAGAGCGUGACCUUCUGCCAGCUCAUCUCCGAGGAGGACUUCGAGAGGCAGGCGGCCACCUACACGGAGCGCGCGCUGCGCCGCCUCUUUCGCAGCAUCGACCGCAACCCCGCGCUGGCCGAGAGGGUGGUGCGCAAGGGCAAGCUGGCCGAGUACGAGGGGCGCGGGCUCCUCUCCUUCCUCUGGGCGAAGUUUUUCUGUGCAGUCCAGGGGGAGCUGAAUUGUUGCAACAGCAUGGGUGCCCUGGAAAUGCACCAGCGCCUGGAACAGCUGAAGAGGAGCAUCCACCGCGUGCACCUAUACUCCCAGGAUGCCAAGAAGAAGAGAAGAAAGCCAAAACUGAAGAAACCAGAACCCAUCCUUUUGCAAGACCGGUCCACCUCCCCAUGCCUGCCACCAACCGUGCUGCCACCUCCACCACUUCCAUCCACUGCUACUACCGUGGCCUCCAUGGUGGCCUCAUCACCCCCUGUCUACACUAUGCCUAGGGUCUUUGGCCCCUUCCCUCCUCUGCCCAGCAAGUCGAUGGAGAAGUUGGAAGUUACAAGGUCCGAAGUGAAAUUAAACUGGGCUGGCCUGUCAUCGAACCGAAAGAGCCACAUGGUUGAUCUGACCCCCUUGGUCCUCAACCCCGGAGGCUUCCAUUUCUCGUACUUGGCUGGAAACAGUGCACAUCAGCUUCAUUGCCCUGGCUACCCCUGGGUUUCAUAAUCACCAACAUUGCUGUGAUGAACAGCGUGGAACAAAACAUCCAUGGGAGAGCAUUCUGGAAGUAGAAAUGUAUUGAAGGCCAUCCCACAGCCUUAAGUUUUGUCAUGCGUACUUCUGAUGGCUCUGUGUGCCGGUAUCCCACCUCAUGGACAUGUGUUGGCUAU
This is a messenger RNA of Neofelis nebulosa (Clouded leopard), 1444 nucleotides long. RefSeq lists its product as uncharacterized. The record is from RefSeq and is a predicted model, not a curated record. The transcript is spliced from 6 exons. NCBI's taxonomy places the organism in Eukaryota, Metazoa, Chordata, Mammalia, Carnivora, Felidae. The coding region runs from base 108 to 1280 and encodes 390 amino acids.